Corylus avellana is the source of this 1737-nucleotide messenger RNA. RefSeq names its product serine/threonine-protein phosphatase PP1 isozyme 2. Gene Ontology annotation, cellular component: nucleus; cytoplasm. Lineage: Eukaryota; Viridiplantae; Streptophyta; Magnoliopsida; Fagales; Betulaceae. The record is from RefSeq and is a predicted model, not a curated record. Gene Ontology annotation, molecular function: protein serine/threonine phosphatase activity.
UUCACUUUCCAAUUCCUUGGCCACCAUUCCUUUCCAAACAUCCAAGCGACACCACAGCUAAAGAAUUUCCAUUUCAAUUCUCUCUCUCUCUCUCACACACUCUCUCUCUCUCUCUCUCUUAUUCUUUUACAUAUGCAAGAUUUUGCAGCUAUAGAAGAAAAUCAAAGUGGGUCUUCUUUAUUCUUCUCUGCUUUUCCUUUGCUUUGUCCUCUGCCUGUUUCACUCUGAAGAAGCUUAAAUUUUGGGAUCGAAGAACCGGCUCAGAUAUGGAACCUGCAGUCCUGGACGGCAUAAUUGACAGGCUGCUUGAGGUUAGAGGGAGACCGGGGAAGCAGGUGCAGCUUUCUGAGGCAGAGAUCAGGCAGCUCUGUGUUGUCUCUAAGAAUCUCUUCUUGAGGCAGCCUAAUCUCCUCGAGCUCGAAGCACCCAUCAAGAUAUGCGGAGAUAUUCAUGGUCAAUAUUCUGAUCUUCUGAGGCUUUUUGAAUACGGUGGAUUUCCUCCUCGCUCCAAUUACUUAUUCUUGGGGGAUUAUGUAGACCGUGGAAAGCAAAGUUUGGAAACAAUAUGCCUUCUCCUUGCUUAUAAAAUAAAAUAUCCGGAGAACUUUUUCCUCUUGAGGGGCAACCAUGAAUGUGCUUCUGUAAACCGUAUCUAUGGAUUUUAUGAUGAGUGUAAACGAAGAUUUAAUGUCAGAGUCUGGAAAAUAUUCACAGAUUGUUUCAACUGCUUACCUGUGGCAGCACUCAUUGAUGAAAAGAUAUUAUGCAUGCAUGGGGGACUUUCUCCUGACUUGCACAAUUUGGAUGAGAUAAGGAAUAUGCAGCGGCCUUGUGAUGUUCCAGACAAUGGUUUGCUAUGUGAUCUCCUCUGGUCUGAUCCUAGUAAAGAUAUUCAAGGUUGGGGGAUGAAUGAUAGGGGAGUUUCCUAUACCUUUGGCGCUGAUAAAGUGACAGAAUUUGUUAAGAGGCAUGACGUUGACUUAAUCUGUCGAGCUCACCAGGUUGUGGAAGAUGGAUAUGAGUUCUUCGCUAAUAGAAAACUUGUGACCAUAUUUUCCGCACCAAAUUAUUGUGGAGAGUUUGACAAUGCUGGUGCCAUGAUGACCAUUGAUGAGACUUUAAUGUGUUCUUUCCAAAUAUUAAAGCCUUAUGAUAAGAAGCCAAAGUUUAGCUUCGUGAACACAGCUGCAGCUAAGCCUGGUGGUCCUGCAACAAAAAUAAAGUCGUUUCUCAGCGGCAAGGUAUGAGAAAUUCAAUAUAGUGCAAUAACCGAAGGAGGUAGCUGACUUAAUCUGCUGUCCGUUUCAUCUCAAUAUAAAGGAAGAUUUUAAAUUGGUGACUCCCUUAAGGUAAGGGUUGCAAAAGAUUUUCCCCAGAUGAAGUUUCAGGAGGCUGUGAUCUACUGUGUAGAAUACUAGUUGGAGCAGCACCAACAUAGGUCUCUCUCAUCCCUUUGCUUCUUCAGUUUAUAUUUUCUUGCAUCUUCUUUCCUUAAGCUGUUCUCCUUGUAUUAUAUAUUCACAGCAUGAAAAUUCCAAGGGAGCGUCUACACUUGAGAAUUGAAUAGCCCCAUGCUCAUAAACUUUACUAUUGAGAUGAGUCUGUGUUGCUCAUUGAAUUUAGAUGAGUAUUGUAAAUUCUCUUCAAGCAUUUUUUUUUUUUUCCUGGGUGAUUAUGAGGUUUUUGGCCAUGACAUAAGUUUAUAUUUCCAGUCCAUUUUAGAACACAAUGGGACAA